AGGAAGGACAGGAGGUAGACUUAGAUUGUUGGACGACUCCUCUGGUCUGUUCUCGCCAAGAGGAGAAGAAACCCAUCGCCUUCGAUCGAGGUUAAGUGUCGUGUUGCUUCUCGCAUUUUGGUUCUAGCCAUUGGUUUCUCAGUCAGGCUUAGAGCAACGCACUGAUUCGCUGGAGGCCUGAGAUUCCAACUCGCGCUCUCUAUCUCCAGCAAUAGCGCACGAAGUUUCUUCUCGGGGGAUGGAAGACGACGAUCCGAGGGAGUCGAGCGGGAGCAAGGUCCUGACCUCAGAGCAGCUGCAGAGGCUGCAAGACUUGCAGCGGAGACGCCUACAGAUUCAGAAGAAGGCUCAGAGUGCGCCCGGCGGCAAGACGAGGAGCAAGAAGAAGGCGAAAAAGGGACCGCCGGCGGGGGGCGAGUCAGCGAGCGAAGAACAGCAAGCCAGCACUCUAGCUUCAGCGACAGCUCAGGGAUGUGGCCAUUCGCAGCCACGGGUGCGAGUAGACAUUCCCAGUCACCGCUUUUCGCCAUCCAGAGAUCCAACCACCUCGGCUACAAUUGCAGAACCGAAGGACAAUUUGCGCGUCGAGAAAGAGUGCAAAGAUGACCCCAUCCAAGGCGCUGUUGGGGAAGUGGUUGCUUCUGCCAACCAAGCUCUGGCGGUGGUGAAGCAAGCAGGAACGUCGGUAACUUCAGCUCGGAGGAAAAGGAAAAAGCUGCACUGGGGAUUAGAUUCGAAAGAACGAUGGGAGCGCAAGAGCAAUAUGUAGACCACCGACAUUGCAAUGCAAAGUUCUGGCAGAAGAUCGUUCUGCACAAUUGUGCUUAGUGUGAACAUGAGCACGGGGAGUUCUACUCAGAUUUUAGAUUUUAGAAGGUAGGGUUUUGGUAGGUUUUAGCAGGAGAGAAGUCUUCUCUUAUAUUGCAGUCCCGUCAACACCGUGACAU
Messenger RNA from Marchantia polymorpha subsp. ruderalis, 947 nucleotides. The record is from the annotation of a GenBank genome assembly. Lineage: Eukaryota; Viridiplantae; Streptophyta; Marchantiopsida; Marchantiales; Marchantiaceae.